Messenger RNA from Elgaria multicarinata webbii, 2736 nucleotides. RefSeq names its product ArfGAP with coiled-coil, ankyrin repeat and PH domains 3 (gene ACAP3). Gene Ontology annotation, cellular component: cytoplasm. The coding region runs from base 11 to 2638 and encodes 875 amino acids. The transcript is spliced from 26 exons. NCBI's taxonomy places the organism in Eukaryota, Metazoa, Chordata, Lepidosauria, Squamata, Anguidae. The record is from RefSeq and is a predicted model, not a curated record. Gene Ontology annotation, molecular function: GTPase activator activity; protein binding.
GCGUGCCAAAAUGACCGUGGAAUUCGAGGAGUGUAUCAAGGAUUCGCCCCGGUUCCGGGCGACCAUCGAUGAGGUGGAAACGGAUGUCGUGGAGAUUGAAGCCAAGCUCGAAAAGCUGGUGAAACUAUGCAGCAAUAUGAUCGAUGCCGGGAAGGCCUAUAUCAUCACAAACAAACACUUUGUGGGCGGCGUCCGGGACCUAUCGCAGCAAUGCAAGAAGGACGAAAUGAUCUCGGAAUGCCUGGACAAGUUUGGAGACAGCCUGCAGGAGAUGGUCAACUAUCACAUGAUCCUUUUUGACCAAGCUCAGCGAUCCGUCCAACAGCAGUUGCACAAUUUUGUGAAAGAUGAUGUCCGGAAAUUCAAGGAGACCAAGAAGCAGUUUGACAAGGUGCGGGAGGACAUGGAGAUCGCUUUGGUCAAGAAUGCCCAAGCCCCGCGACACAAGCCGCACGAGGUGGAAGAAGCCACUGGCACCUUGACGAUCACCAGGAAAUGCUUCCGGCACUUAGCCCUGGACUACGUCUUGCAGAUCAACGUCCUCCAGGCCAAGAAGAAAUUUGAAGUUCUGGAUGCGAUGCUGUCCUUCAUGCAUGCCCAGUACACCUUUUUCCAGCAAGGCUACAGCCUCCUCCAUGAAUUGGACCCUUAUAUGAAGAAACUGGCUACUGAGCUGGACCAAUUGGUGAUUGACUCUGCAGUGGAGAAGAGGGAAAUGGAACACAAGCACGCACUUAUUCAACAACGGACGCUUUUGCAGGACUUCUCCUAUGAUGACUCCAAAGUGGAAUUCAACGUCGAUGCCCCCAACGGAGUGGUGAUGGAAGGGUACCUCUUCAAGAGAGCAAGCAACGCGUUCAAGACUUGGAACCGGAGGUGGUUCUCCAUACAGAACAGCCAGCUGGUGUACCAGAAGAAGCUAAAGGAUGUCCUCACGGUGGUGGUGGAAGACCUCCGGCUUUGUACCGUCAAGCCCUGUGAAGACAUAGAGAGGAGGUUUUGCUUUGAAGUUGUCUCCCCAACCAAGAGCUGUAUGCUGCAGGCUGAUUCAGAGAAACUGCGUCAGGCAUGGAUCCAGGCGGUUCAGGCUAGCAUAGCCUCUGCGUAUCGAGAGAGCCCUGACAGCUGCUACAUCGAAAGAUUGGAUCGAACUGCCUCUCCCUCUACCAGCAGCAUCGACUCCGCUACCGAUUCGCGAGACCGCAGCGCCAAAGGCGAGACCAUUUUGCAGAGGGUACAGGGCAUCCCGGGAAAUGACCAGUGUUGUGACUGUGGGCAGGCUGACCCGCGGUGGGCUAGCAUCAACUUGGGCAUCCUACUAUGCAUCGAAUGUUCAGGGAUACACAGGAGCUUGGGGGUUCACUGUUCCAAAGUGAGAUCGCUCACCCUGGAUUCCUGGGAACCGGAAUUACUGAAGCUGAUGUGUGAGUUGGGGAACGCCACCAUGAACCAGAUCUACGAGGCGCAGUGUGAAGAGAUGGGACUGAAGAAGCCCACUGCAGGCAGCUCAAGGCAAGACAAAGAAGCUUGGAUCAAAGUCAAAUACGUGGAGAAGAAGUUCUUGAAGAAGCUGCCCACUGGGGAAGCCCUGGCUGAGAACGAGAGGAAACCCCGGCGCUGGAGUGUGAAGAAGUGCCAGCGGCGCAACAGCUCCACCAAAGCACCCACGGCGCGGAGGAAGUACCGACACGAGGCAGGAAACGCAUCCCCAGCGCCACACUCUUCAGUGGCCACCUUGGAGCGGAAGUUCCGUCGCGAUUCCCUCUUUUGCCCAGAUGAGCUGGACUCCCUUUUCUCGUAUUUCGACACAGGAGCUGGAGCUGGGCCACGCAGUGGCAACCACGUCCCUCAGCAGCCCCCCCUGGCAGCUAGCCCAUGGAGUGACGGCAGUAAUGGCCCCGCCGGGAGCGCUUCACCGUUCCUCCUGGAUGGAGGUCUGAGCAGUGAUAGCGGACUCGGUGGAAGCACUGACGGCAGCACCGACGUCUUGGUGUUCGGCUCUGUGGUGGACAGCGUCACGGAGGAAGAGUGCGAAGUUUCCGAAGAGUCGAGCGGAGAAGCCGAAAUCGAGCAGGAGGCUUCCGACCUGGAGGACUUGCGGGAGCUGCACCCGGGCUUGCUGGUUUACAAGGCCUCGCGGGCCCGGAACCUGCCCGUCAUGGCGGAAGCCUUGGCUCACGGCGCCGACGUCAACUGGGUCAACGACGAGGACGAAAGCAAAACGCAGUUGAUCCAAGCCGUAAUGGGGGGCUCCUUGAUAGCCUGUGAAUUCUUGCUCCAGAACGGAGCGGACGUUAACCAAAGAGAUAUCCGAGGGCGCGCGCCGUUGCAUCACGCCACCUAUUUGGGCCACACUGGUCAGGUCUGCUUAUUCCUAAAGCGAGGAGCCAACCAGCACGCGGUGGACGACGACGGGCAAGACCCCCUCAGCAUCGCGGUCCAGGCUGCCAACGCCGACAUUGUCACCUUGCUGCGUCUGGCUCGAAUGAACGAAGAGAUGCGGGAAGCCGAGGGUCCAUUUGGUCACCCAGGAGAUGCCACCUACCUCGACAUCUUCCGCGAGUUUUCUCACAUGGCGUCAAACAACCCGGAGAAACUCAACCGUCGUAGCCUGCACUUCGGUCACUCUUACCGGUAGCUCUGGCUGCCGGCGUCACCUUUUCUUUUGACGAUGGCCUAUUCUUCCACCAUCAGAAGGCAUAUUGAGUCUUCACACCCCGUACGAAGUGGAAGGAC